Postia placenta MAD-698-R-SB12 is the source of this 921-nucleotide messenger RNA. RefSeq lists its product as hypothetical. The transcript is spliced from 4 exons. Gene Ontology annotation, molecular function: oxidoreductase activity. The record is from RefSeq and is a predicted model, not a curated record. NCBI's taxonomy places the organism in Eukaryota, Fungi, Basidiomycota, Agaricomycetes, Polyporales, Adustoporiaceae. The coding region runs from base 1 to 921 and encodes 306 amino acids.
AUGUCGGACCCAAAAGUUUGGUUGAGUAAGUCUCGUCUGUGCUUGCUGCGCAUCUCCCAUAUCGACGUGCUAACGUCCUUGUACCUAGUCACGGGCUCUUCAUCCGGCUUUGGCCGCGAAUUAACCGAGUUUGUACUAAAGAACGGCGACAUUGCUGUUGCCACGCUGCGCAAACCGGAAGCCCUCGCUGACCUGUCUUCGACGUACCCUUUGUCUCAGCUACUCGUUCUGAAACUUGAUGUGACCAACCCCUCGGAGAUUGUGUCGGCCUUCGCUGAGGCGGAGGAGAAGUUUGGCCGUAUCGACGUUGUAUUCAACAAUGCUGGGUACGGUGUGCUGGCUGAAGUUGAAGGGACCCCAGAGGAGGUGGCUCGCGGGAUGUUUGAAGUAAACUUCUGGGGCGCUGCAGCGGUCAGCCGAGAGGCUGUGAGGUUCUUCCGCGAUGUGAACAAACCUGCUGGAGGACGGUUAUUACAGAUGUCCUCACUCUCAGGGAUCGAAGCGCAGCCUACUCUUGGAUACUAUGCUGCAGCGAAGCAUGCUUUAGAAGGAUUGAGCGAAGCGAUUGCUGCGGAAGUCGAUCCAGCAUGGAAUAUCAAGGUGACGAUAAUAGAACCAGGAGGGUUUCGAACAAAGAUAACAAGUAGCAGCAUGCAGCUCAUCCCUGCGCAUCCUGCAUACAACAACCCCGAUACGCAAGUAGUCAUGUUCCGCCAAUAUCUCGAGAGUAACCCAGUCAUGCCUGGGGAUGCCAGCAAGGCAGCCGGGGUAUUCCAUCGACUUGCGUCCUACCCUGACCCACCUCUGCGUUUCCCACUUGGAAAGGAUUGCAUUUCUGGCGUACGACGUAAGACCGCGAAGCUGUUGCAGGAUGUCGACAAUUUCGAAUCGUGGUCCGAGGGCACCGAAGCUAGAGAUUAG